Aspergillus ibericus CBS 121593 is the source of this 950-nucleotide messenger RNA. Its product is annotated as ankyrin repeat domain-containing protein. Gene Ontology annotation, molecular function: protein binding. The transcript is spliced from 6 exons. NCBI's taxonomy places the organism in Eukaryota, Fungi, Ascomycota, Eurotiomycetes, Eurotiales, Aspergillaceae. Bases 30 to 746 code for a protein of 238 amino acids. The record is from RefSeq and is a predicted model, not a curated record. Gene Ontology annotation, cellular component: nucleus; cytoplasm.
CGAUAACAUGCAAUUCUGCCACGCUCACCAUGGAUCGCACGCAAGAAGCCAAGUUUCCUCUUCAUGAGGCUGCCCGGGAAGGGAAAACUCCAACCGCCGAAUCACUCCUCAGCGCAAACCCCAAGCUCGCCAACGUCAAAGACGAUGAUGAGCGACUCCCCAUCCACUGGGCGGUAGCCUACAACCGUCUCCCGAUUGUGGAGCUAUUGAUAUCCAACAAGUACUUUGAUCCGGAUGUCGAGGACGGCUCCGGCUGGACACCACUCAUGAUCGCAGCGAGCUUGAAAAACGCCGAAGGCGAUCCCAUCAUCGACCUCCUUCUCAAGAAAGGCGCAGACGUAAGCACGAAGAGUGUCUCGGGUCAGAACGCCCUCCACUUCGCAACCUCCAAAGCUAAUCUCUCCACCGUGCGCACCCUCAUCGCCAACAAAUGCAGCGCCAGAGUAAAGGACAAGCGCGGACAACUUCCUCUGCACCGUGCUGCGGCGAUUGGCUCUACGCCCAUCAUCAAGGUCCUCCUGGAAGAUGGGAAAAGUCCGGUGAAUGCGACAGAUAUGGAUGGGUUGACGGCUUUACAUCAUGCGGUGUCGGAGGGGCACGGUGAUGCAGCGAUUACAUUGCUUAAGGCGGGUGCGGAGGCUGAUAAGCGGGAUGUGAAUGGAAUUUUGGCUAUUGAUAUGGCGCCGGAUAAUAAGGUGCGGAGCUAUAUUCUGCAGACGGCUGAGAGGGAGGGGAUCGAUUUAUAAGUUGCAACAGGUGCAGUGGGACUUGUGUUGGAUAGCAAGGAUGGAGAAUGUGAAGGAUACCCAGUCACCCAGGUUAAUGCAUGAUUAUUUCAGUAUCUGUUCUAGUAAUUAACGGAUUCAUGACAUUACUCUUGAAAGGCAUGUCUCACAUCACAUCGUCUAAAUCGGACUCUAGCCCGACCAAGUCUAUUUACAAUCCAUAAC